Molecule: messenger RNA, 1605 nt
Organism: Serpula lacrymans var. lacrymans S7.9
Lineage: Eukaryota; Fungi; Basidiomycota; Agaricomycetes; Boletales; Serpulaceae
Exons: 12
Coding region: 1-1497 (498 amino acids)
Molecular function (GO): oxidoreductase activity, acting on paired donors, with incorporation or reduction of molecular oxygen; iron ion binding; monooxygenase activity
Source: RefSeq, a predicted model, not a curated record
AUGCUGCAAUACGUCUCACUCCUUUCCUGUGCCCUGUUCACUCUUUUUCUGUCCUUCGCUAUAUCCAGAUAUCUGAGAAGGCCCAAUCUUGACAGCAUCCCAACGGUUGGUCCUGGUGGUCUGCUCACAUCAUACUGGGGGGCCUUGGUGUUUUUAUUUCAUGCCCGCGAGACGUUACAAAAGGGAUAUACCAAUUAUAAGGGCAUGGCCUUCAAGGUUCCGGGUUUAUUCUACUGGAAUGUCAUCCUCAGUGGUCCCAAGCUUGUUGAGGAAAUUCGAAAAGCCCCAGAAGAUUAUCUCUCUGCUCGUGAGGGAUUCAGCGAUAUUUUGAAACCAAAGUACACAUUAGGCCACGAGACUAUACAUAACCCUUACCACGUCUCAGUCAUCCUAACUCAACUCACUCGUAAUCUUGCUGCUCGAUUCCCCGAUAUUAUAGAUGAAAUCAAGACUUCAUUUGAUGAUAAUAUCCAAUUAGUUGACUACGAAUGGAAAAGCGUGCCUGCAUAUGAGACCAUCGUGCGGGUCGUAUGUCGGACGAGCAAUCGUGUCUUUGUUGGCCUCCCUCUGUGUCGUGAUCCCGACUGGAAUGACCUUGUAUCCGGAUUCGCCCUCGACGUCGUCAAGGUGGCCGUCACAAUUGGUUUAUUUCCUGACUUCGUGGCGCCUUUUGUAGGAAGACUUCUUUCGAACCUGCCUCGAUCCGUCCGGCGUGGGAUGAAGCAUCUGCAGCCUAUAAUAGAGGAACGUCAGAAGAAUCUGGACGAAUACGGGAGUGACUGGGAUGAAAAGCCGAAUGACAUGUUGUCAUGGCUCAUGGAUGAAGCCGAGGGAGAAGAGUGUUCGGUGCAGAACCUCACGAGACGUAUGCUAACAAUCAAUUUUAGCGCAAUCCAUACGUCUUCGAUUAAUUUCACACAUGCAUUAUUUUAUUUGGCUGCAAACCCUCAAUAUGUCGAACCAUUGCGAGAAGAAGUUGAAGCCACCAUAGAGGAAGAAGGUUGGUCAAAAAAUGCUAUUGCAAAGAUGCGAAAGGUGGAUAGUUUCUUGAAGGAAACACUAAGGUUCGAGGGCCUUUCUUUCGUAUCUAUGCUCCGCAAGGCUGUGAAAGAUUUCACGUUUUCCGAUGGAACUCUCGUACCCGCUGGCUCUAUGGUGUCUGUCGCAUCAUUCCCUACGCACCGUGACAAUGAAACGUAUGAAAAUGCGGACGUAUUCGAUCCUUUCCGAUUUGCAAAUGAGAAGCAAGUGAAAGAACAAGCUUGUCAACAGAUGGUCUCCACUAAUCCAGAGUUCCUAACGUUCGGGCAUGGAAAAAAUGCUUGUCCAGGACGCUUUUUCGCCGCAACUGAAUUGAAAGCGAUGCUAGCACACAUCGUCGUGACAUAUGAUGUUAAAUUCGAGAACAAGGGUUUACGACCAGCUAAUAUAACGUUCGGUGCAGCCAAUUCCCCCAACACGAAGGCAAAGAUCAUGUUCAGGAAACGUGUAGUGUAAAAUGACUUUCGGACUAGGACUGAUGGAGGUUGGAGAUGUAAAUCGAUACCAUAUAGCUUAUAGCUCGACUCUUUUUAUUUCUUUCAUUUAUAUAUAGUCCGUUUAUUU